Messenger RNA from Heterostelium album PN500, 786 nucleotides. RefSeq lists its product as uncharacterized. The record is from RefSeq and is a predicted model, not a curated record. The transcript is spliced from 2 exons. NCBI's taxonomy places the organism in Eukaryota, Evosea, Eumycetozoa, Acytosteliales, Acytosteliaceae. Bases 1 to 786 code for a protein of 261 amino acids.
AUGACUAAAGAGAAUAAAGGUAUGUCGGUUUUCGACUUUGUACACUCGAGAAAGUACUAUGGUCUAUCAGUUCCUACCAAUGUCAUCAUGGAGAGCAUCAAGACAUGGUGGUCAUUCCAAAAGUUUUCUAUUGAUCUAUGUAAACAUGAUCCUAUCUCUGGAAGAAUAUUUGGAGAGAAAUCAGGUUUACAUAUAAAUUUUGUACCGAAAUUCAAAUUGGAUGUAAAGAAAGAUCCAGUUGAUGGAGCUGUUGUAUUGCAUUUGUCUUACUAUGCCAGAAUCAAAAAGACUGGUAUUGCAGCGGCUUUUCUUACUUCGGGACUCUCGGUUGCGAUCGGUGCCGGUACGAUGACUGUUCAUAUCGCAGAGGCAAAGGAUUUCCUGCAGACAUUCUGGAAAUGGUUCGAAGGAAACUACCAGUUGGUCAACAUCGUAGUGUUGCUCUGUGAAGAUAGAAAUCAUCCAACUCCAGCACAACCAAUUGCCGUUGCUCCAGUAGUAAUUGCUACACCUACACCAACACCAGCACCGGUAGUUGCUCAACCACCAGCACUAGCACCAUAUGGUGGUUAUAACCCAAUGACAGUAUCGCCACUACAACAACAAUCCAAUCAUGGAUAUCCCAUGCAUCCCUAUCAACAACCAGCAGCAACAGCAGUACCAUCUCCUAUACACUCACAUUACCAACCUCCACCACCACAUGCAGCAAUGCAACCACAUUAUCAACCACAACCAAGUACCGGUCAAUUUGUAUCACUUGAAAAGAACUAUCCAAAUGGAUAUUAA